CUUUUCAGUGUUGCUUCCGAAGGACACGUACUUGUGAAACGCGCGGAUUAACUUCAAGUUGUUUGAAGCGUGUGAAUUUGGUCGAAAUCUUCGAAACAUAACAUCAAAAUGGCUGGUACUCUGUAUACAUACCCGGAAAAUUUUCGUGCUUACAAAGUACUGAUUGGCGCUCAAUAUUCUGGACUUCCUGUGCAAGUUGCUGCUGAUUUCGUAUUUGGAGAAACUAACUACAGUGAACCGUUCCUGCAGAAGUUCCCAACCGGAAAGGUGCCAGCAUACGAAACGGAGGAUGGGAAAUACUUAACGGAAAGCAAUGCUAUUGCUUAUUAUGUUGCAAACGAACAACUUAGAGGAACGAAUGACUUUCAUCGUGCAGAGAUCCAAUCGUUCUUAAGUUUCGCCGAUAAUGAGUUACUUCCUGCUGUGCAAGGAUGGACGUUCCCGCUCAUUGGAAUUGUACCGUACAAUAAGAACAACGUUGAGCGAGCUAAGGAAGAACUACGCCGCGGAUUGUCCAUUCUUAAUAAUCGAUUGAUGAAGCAAACAUUUUUAGUUGGAGAACGAGUUACGCUUGCUGAUAUUGUGGUAUUUACCACUCUGCUACACGCUUACGAGUAUGUACUAGAUCCUUCUUUCCGUACACCGUUUCGAGCGGUUACUCGAUGGUUCACAACUGUAAUGAAUCAGCCACAGGUUCAAGCCGUUGUCAAAACGCCAACUCUCUGUGCCAAAGUUGCGCAAGCAGAUCCAAAGAAGUAUGCCAAAUUUCAAGCAAAAGCGAGUGGAAGCGCUAGAGCUGAAAAGAAGAAAGAGAAAAAAGAGAAGAAACCGGCCACAGAAUCCGAAUCUGAUACCGUUGAGCAACCGGAUGCGGUUGACGAGUUGCUUGCAGCAGAACCUAGGCAGAAUGAUCCCUUCGAAAAGAUGCCAAAAGGCACUUUUAAUUUCGAUGAUUUUAAGCGUUUUUACUCUAACGAGGAGGAGUCAAAAUCAAUUCCUUAUUUCUGGACUAAAUUUGAUCCAUCCAACUAUUCGAUUUGGUACGGUGAAUACAAAUAUCCGGAAGAACUAACGAAAGUAUUCAUGAGCUGCAAUCUGAUUACGGGAAUGUUUCAACGUUUGGAUAAAAUGCGCAAGCAAAGUUUUGCGUCAGUUUGUCUCUUUGGCGAAGAUAACAACAGUACCAUUUCGGGUGUGUGGAUUUGGCGAGGCCAAGAGCUGGCUUUUAAGCUUUCUCCAGAUUGGCAGGUCGACUAUGAAGUUUACGAUUGGAAAAAAUUGGACCCAUCUGCGGAAGAAACAAAGAAACUGGUUGAACAGUACUUCUCAUGGAGCGGUGCUGACAAGAAUGGCCGCAAAUUUAAUCAGGGAAAAAUAUUCAAAUAAUUUAUCGUCCUAAUUCGUUUCCCCGAUCGGAUUUAUUCAUUUAACUACAAUCAAUUUUUUCACUUUUAAAAGCUUAAUUUAACUACAACGAGUUUUUCAUCAUUGUCAAGAAUUCUAUCGUACUUGCUUCUGUAUUUACGCUGCCAUUAUCCAAUAAAACAUUCAAAACAUUUUUUGUCAAAUACGAGCUAAAAACAAAUCAGGCCUGCGUUUGUAACUGCGAAAUAAAAUACAACUUUUGUUAAAUUUAAAACUUUUUCCAUGUCUAACGAAUUACAUCAGCCACAUAUUGCAUCAUAAUAAAGUGAUCACGAUACAAAUGAAACAAUAACAAUAUUCUCGCUUACUUAAAAAU
Molecule: messenger RNA, 1741 nt
Organism: Anopheles funestus (African malaria mosquito)
Lineage: Eukaryota; Metazoa; Arthropoda; Insecta; Diptera; Culicidae
Product: elongation factor 1-gamma-like
Exons: 2
Coding region: 109-1386 (425 amino acids)
Biological process (GO): translational elongation
Cellular component (GO): nucleus; cytoplasm
Molecular function (GO): translation elongation factor activity
Source: RefSeq, a predicted model, not a curated record